AUGAAGAGGCGCUCGUCGGGUUCGACCGACGACAGCGACGAACCUCUUGCUGAGCCUCCUGUAACCACGAUCCAAGAGCCUGCUCGCACCCGCAAUUCUGUCGCCCACCCCAAACACCUGCCAGUUGCCUCGAGACCGUCUUCUGCGAGGAGUAGACGAUCAAUCAACGCCAAUUGGAAGCUCGAACAUGGACCGAAUGUAUCAUUCGACAACCGUCCCAUAACUGUUUCUCCGUCGCCUUUGCCAGACCCAUCCCUGGCCGCGCCGUUGCCCUCAUCCUCUUCCGCUCGUCGAAGCAACACACAGCGCCAACCCCCGAACAACCACCACCACCACCCCCAGUCCGUAGUCCGUGUCCACCAACUCGACGACAACGACGGAGAUCGCGCCCUCGCCACCGACGAAGGCGGAGACGACGACGACGAGAAAGCCUCCAUGACCACUGAAAAUAUGGCUGAAAUGCGCUUCACUAGUAGUCGCUCUCGAUUUCGUGGCCCGUGGUCCAUCACCAUUCUCGCCCUUGCUAUCACUGUUCUUGGCAUCACCCUGCUUUGCGCCAUAUUGAAUUCGUCCUGGACCCGUCAGCUCGAUGCCAAGGGAUGCCGAAUGUCUUACAUGCGACCCACGUAUAUACGUCUGCGCGACUUCGACACGGAACAUACCCGCUUCGCGACGAAAUAUUCUCUGUAUUUAUAUCGCGAGCAAGGCGUUGACGACGAAAGAAAGUUGAGAGGUGUACCUGUUUUAUUCAUCCCAGGCAACGCUGGAAGCUACAAACAAGUUCGUCCGAUAGCAGCAGAGGCCGCAAACUAUUUCCACGAGUCCCUACAACAUGACGAGGCUGCGGCCGCCGCUGGUGCCCGCAACCUUGACUUCUUCACCGUCGACUUCAACGAGGAUAUCACUGCAUUCCAUGGACAGACCAUGCUGGACCAGGCGGAAUACCUGAACGAGGCGAUUCGGUAUAUCUUGUCUUUAUAUAUGGACCCGCGAAUGUCAGCUCGAGACCCGGACCUGCCAGACCCGACGUCCGUUUUGAUCCUGGGCCACUCCAUGGGCGGCAUCGUAGCGCGCACCAUGCUCAUAAUGCCCAACUACCAGUCUUACUCGAUCAAUACCAUCAUCACCAUGUCUGCCCCGCAUUCCCGUCCUCCUGUCACUUUUGAUGGGCAGAUUGUAAAGAUCUACGAGGACAUCAACGAUUACUGGCGCAGAGCUUACUCGCAGAAGUGGGCCAACAAUAACCCACUGUGGCACGUUACUCUCGUCUCGAUUGCUGGAGGGGGCUUGGACACGGUAGUACCAUCUGACUAUGCUAGUGUUGAGUCGAUAAUUCCCGAGACCCACGGCUUCACCGUCUUUACCACCGGUAUCCCCAAGGUCUGGACCAGCAUGGAUCACCAGGCGAUUCUAUGGUGUGACCAGUUCAGAAAAGUUGUGGCACGAGCUAUGUACGACGUUGUUGAUGUCCAUCGGUCAUCGCAGACAAAACCCAGAGCCGAGAGGAUGAGGGUGUUCAAGAAAUGGCUUCUCACGGGUAUGGAGUCCAUUGCCGAGAAAACAUUGCCUUCCGAGGGUCCAUCUACGCUGCUCACACUGGAAGACAACUCAAAUGAUAUCAUGGCCCAGGGCGAGCGUUUGGUAUUGCGUCAACUGGGACUGAGUUCGAAACCGAGGGCUCAUUUGCUCCCUGUUCCCCCGCAAGGAACCCCAGAGAAGCGAUUCACUCUUUUGACUGACGUUGGCCUCGACAAAUCGGGGGAGCACGGAAAGCUCGAAGUGCUCUUUUGCAGCGUGUUCCCCCUCCAACCUGGUCAGGCCACGACCUUGUUCUCCUUGAAUAUGGACCUGUCAGGAGACAGUACAGGGUCCACUCGACUGGCAUGCAAGAACGCCGCAAACGACGCCAUGCUGUUGCCCGCUUCAACCAAGUCCCAUCGUCAUCCGUUCGCCGUUGACAGUGAGCCUGCGACACGUCCAUUUUCAUAUCUACAAUAUGACACCGAAGACAUCGCUGAUCAUCAGUUUAUUGCUGUUAUCGACAAAGCACUCAAGCCUACGACAAACUUCGUCGUAGCAGAGUUUAGCGACCACUCGCAAUCGCACAGGACGCGUAAUAUUAGCCUUCGACGACUGUUGGCGUUUGGCAUGACAUUGAGGCUGCCAGCUAGCCGCCCUAUGGUGGCGGAAAUCAAUGUCCCUGCUCUUCAGUCCAGCUUGCUAGCUUAUAACUUGGAGGUCGGCAAUCAGGUCUGCGGCGGCAAAGCUGAGAUAUUUUCUCCGUUGAUCCGUCAGUAUCUCGCUCAACCGUACGAGUCAAAAUAUUUUGUCAACGCUCGACAUGCCAGUGUCAGCAUUCAUGGAGUGGCGCCAUUUGUCCCUCCCCCAUUGCGGCCAAAGAGGCACGAUGAACAGGGACUGAGCUUUCAAUUCUGGACAGACCCGACUUGUGAGUCCAGCAUUCAAGUCAAAUUAACGGUCGACACCUUGGGAAGUCUUGGAAAGCUGUACAUGCGAUAUCGAACGGUUUUUGCAGCAUUCCCGCUGCUGGUGGUAGCCCUCGUGCUUCGCAAACAGUUCCGGGUAUACGACACGACAGGCACGUUCAUCUCGUUUUCUGAAAGUCUGGAUCUCUGUUUACGACAAUCUCUACCACUCAUGCUGCUGUCAUUGACCUUUCUAUCCUUGUCAAUGACAGGAUCAUGGCCAACAGGGCCUGGUGGGUUUUGGCAUUGGCGCAACACAACGUCUGCUGCGGGCGACUUCCAAAGCAACGAUCUCCUGACGGGUACACAAGAUCCUUUCUUUUGGUUUCUUAUACCUCUCAUCGGGGUCGUUUGCAUCGGUGUUUGCGCCGUGCUCCAUUUCGUUACUCUGGCGCUUACACAACUUCUUGGCGUUGUCUACUCUUGGGUAGCCGUUCACCCCUUUGGCCAUGGUAGUAGAGACGAACGGCGGAGAGCCCAUUCGCCUAUAUUUGUUCCAUCCUCACCUCGACGUCGCAUGAUAACCACCGCCAUCCUACUAUUUCUGGUUUCAACCUUCAUUCCGUAUCAGUUCGCGUACUUGGUGGCAUGUCUCGUCCAGCUAUUCACAGUUGUAAGGGCUCUCAGAAUAGCCUCAGAAAAGUCUGCACCAGCGUAUGACUUCUAUCACUACGCCCACUCGAUUCUGCUGCUCAUGCUAUGGGUACUUCCCAUCAAUCUGCCGAUAUUAGCCGUCUGGAUCCGCAACCUCGCCGUACACUGGCUUACACCAUUCUCAUCGCACCAUAACGUACUCUCCAUCAUGCCGUUCAUUUUACUAGUGGAGAACAUGACUACUGGCAAAAUGGUGCCGAGGGUCACUGGCAAGCUCCGACAUUUGACCAGUGUGCUGCUAUUCGGAACGGCAAUCUACGCCGCUAUCUACGGGGUUUCUUAUGCAUAUAUGCUACAUUACCUCGUCAACCUGGUGGCAGCAUGGCUGGUCGUGAUUCACUCUACAGCAGAAAAUUGGCACCUAGCGGGCUUCAGCUCGAUAUUUGAAAACGGUUCAAAUGCGGAUCGAAAGGGCGGCAAAACACCAUAG
This is a messenger RNA of Colletotrichum gloeosporioides, 3570 nucleotides long. Its product is annotated as GPI inositol-deacylase. Gene Ontology annotation, molecular function: phosphatidylinositol deacylase activity. Gene Ontology annotation, biological process: endoplasmic reticulum to Golgi vesicle-mediated transport; GPI anchor metabolic process. The record is from RefSeq and is a predicted model, not a curated record. Gene Ontology annotation, cellular component: endoplasmic reticulum. Bases 1 to 3570 code for a protein of 1189 amino acids. The transcript is spliced from 2 exons. Lineage: Eukaryota; Fungi; Ascomycota; Sordariomycetes; Glomerellales; Glomerellaceae.